UUGACGCUCGACUUUGUGUCUCUGGUUCUCUCUUACUUCGUGUACUUUAUAUAUUUAUACCAAAACCUUCCCUUUCUUAAUUGGUAUAUAUCUAUUAAUCUAUCUUUUAAAGAGACACUUGAAAAAAAUGCAAGGAACAAUUUCUUGUAUGAGAAAUUAUAACAUGAACACGGUCGGGGAAUCUCUGCGGCCGCUAACGCUUAAAACGCAAGAAAACGGUGAGAGCGUUCGGACGUUGGUGGAGGAGAACGCGGUGAUCGUGAUUGGACGGAGAGGAUGCUGCAUGUGCCUCGUGGUGAAGAGGCUGCUUCUUGGACUUGGAGUGAAUCCGGCGGUUCUUGAGAUCGAUGAGGAAAGGGAAGAGGAAGUGUUGAGUGAGCUAGAGAAGAUUGGAGUCCAUGGCGGCGGAGACACGGUGAAGUUACCGGCGGUUUAUGUAGGAGGUAGGUUGUUUGGAGGGCUAGAUAGGGUUAUGGCCACUCUUAUUUCUGGUGAGUUAGUUCCAAUUCUUAAAGAGGUUGGGGCUCUGUGGUUGUAAUUGUAAUUAAAGAAUCUGGUUGUUAAUAUUUCGGCUUUAUAAUUGGAUUGUUUAUAUAUUUUUUUUUUAUAUGUGUACAAAUAAAUAAACUAAAAAUUAAAAUCUUAAGUUGAA
Molecule: messenger RNA, 652 nt
Organism: Camelina sativa (false flax)
Lineage: Eukaryota; Viridiplantae; Streptophyta; Magnoliopsida; Brassicales; Brassicaceae
Product: glutaredoxin-C9
Source: RefSeq, a predicted model, not a curated record